Lepus europaeus (European hare) is the source of this 1000-nucleotide messenger RNA. RefSeq names its product ATP synthase membrane subunit c locus 3 (gene ATP5MC3). The coding region runs from base 183 to 608 and encodes 141 amino acids. The record is from RefSeq and is a predicted model, not a curated record. NCBI's taxonomy places the organism in Eukaryota, Metazoa, Chordata, Mammalia, Lagomorpha, Leporidae. The transcript is spliced from 5 exons. Gene Ontology annotation, molecular function: proton transmembrane transporter activity. Gene Ontology annotation, biological process: proton motive force-driven ATP synthesis; proton transmembrane transport.
UGCAUCCGGGUGCUGGGCCGCGAAUAAGAGCCGGUCCGCGCCUGCGCGCCCAGCCCCACUCCUUCGACCUCUGCCGCCGCUGCCGCCGCCGCCGCCUCCACCCGGGAAGAGGGGAAGCGGGAGAGGAUCCCACGUCGCCUGUCACCCAGAUCCUCCAGCCGCGCCGCCCCGAAGAGUGUAAGAUGUUCGCCUGCGCCAAGCUCGCCUGCACCCCUGCUCUGAUUCGAGCUGGAUCCAGAGUCGCAUACAGACCAAUUUCUGCAUCAGUGUUGUCCCGACCAGAGGCCAGGACUGGAGAGGGCUCUACGGUAUUUAAUGGGGCCCAGAAUGGUGUGUCUCACCUUAUCCGAAGGGAGUUUCAGACCAGUGUGAUCAGCAGAGACAUUGAUACUGCUGCCAAAUUUAUUGGUGCAGGUGCUGCAACAGUAGGAGUGGCUGGUUCUGGUGCUGGUAUUGGAACAGUUUUUGGCAGCCUCAUCAUUGGUUAUGCCAGAAACCCUUCGCUGAAGCAGCAGCUGUUCUCAUAUGCUAUCCUGGGAUUUGCCUUGUCUGAAGCUAUGGGUCUCUUUUGUUUGAUGGUUGCUUUCUUGAUUUUGUUUGCCAUGUAACAGAAAUUACUGCUUGAAAUGUUGGCAUUCAUAUUAAUUACGGAUGUAAUUCUGUGUAUCUUAAUGUGACUCCGAAAACUGUAGUGUUGGUGUCAUGGAAAUGUACGUUAUUUCCAGAGUCAUUUCAUUAAAGAUGAAAACUUUAAUUUUUGCUGUGAUUUGUACUUAUCUGAAUUUAGAUCAUCACGAAGAACAUGCAUUCAGGCAGAGGAAGCUUUAAUAGUUGCCCCCACCGAUGAGAAAGACCCUGCUGUAAUUUUUAUGGGAAUUCUUUUAUAGUGUUCUUCACAUUGUAAUUUAUAGGGCUUUUGUUUAUUCAUGUAAAGGAGAAAUAAACUGAAUGCUUCAAGUUUCUGUUAAAUAUGAUUAAACCAAGAGAGUUAAUUAUUCAA